UGGGACCAAUCUGACCCAACAUCACUUCACCUGAAGCCACUAGACAGCCUCUGCAUCUCCAGCCACAGCAUCUGAACCAAAGGCUUAGCCAUGAGCAGGAACUACAUGUCCAAGUUUGAUGAGCUCCGCAAGGGAGACUAUCUCUGGUCCAACAACCACGAAUGGAAGGCUGUUUUCCAGGAGGACGGCAACUUUGUGAUCUAUGGCUGGAGGCAGAUGUGGUCGUCUGACACCUCAGGCCAGCGGGAGGCCCACCGCCUCUGCAUGCAGGACGACUGCAACUUUGCCAUGUACAAGCGCGACAACAAAAUGAUGUGGCAGACCAAGACCCAGGCGUCUGGUGGCUUCAAGAUGUGCCGCAUGUACCUGCGCAAUGACGGCAACCUGGUGAUCGAGAGGGACGGCGAGGAGGUGUGGAACUCCUCCCAGUCUAAGGGAUUCAAGUGAGAAGGGUGCGCUCCAUUGCAGGGUAUUGGCACACAUACCACUGCACUUUGUAGUAGGCUAGUCAGAUGUAAAGUCUGAUGAAUCAUACUCAAUAAAAAAAUCACUGCAGAGAA
Molecule: messenger RNA, 560 nt
Organism: Engraulis encrasicolus (European anchovy)
Lineage: Eukaryota; Metazoa; Chordata; Actinopteri; Clupeiformes; Engraulidae
Product: B-type lectin plumieribetin-like
Exons: 3
Coding region: 91-447 (118 amino acids)
Source: RefSeq, a predicted model, not a curated record